This is a messenger RNA of Schistosoma guineensis, 3681 nucleotides long. The record is from the annotation of a GenBank genome assembly. Lineage: Eukaryota; Metazoa; Platyhelminthes; Trematoda; Strigeidida; Schistosomatidae.
AUGACUGAAAGGGUUUACUAUCCCUGGGCAGAUCGAUGUGAGAAGUUGUCUGUAUUUCUUGAACGUGCUCACCUUCGGAACUUCCUCAAUGCCAUUAAGAAGAAAUUAAAAAUAAAUGACCCUGACGAUUUUGACCGGGUUAAACCUACUGAUUUAGCUUGUCUUGGAAUGACAGAAAACGAAAUCAAUCGACUUGUUAGUCAGCUAAUAGAGGAUGGGUUUUCAGUGAAGAAUUUGCUAUCGGAUGGAUAUACAGACUAUUCCUAUUCAUGGCCAGAUCCGAAACCACAUUCUGCUGCUGAUUUUCACCGAUCGAAACUGCUACGUAAACUGUUUGGAGGAAAACAGUCCCAUACUAGUGCUCCAGUAUCACCAGCUCAUAGACUGAAACAUCAAUGUAAGGAAGAGUUCCCGAUACAACCUUCUUAUUGGAGCCAGCAUCAAGUAUCUGGCCGUUCCACCAGUUUUUCUCAAAAUAGUCGUCAGAAUAUUGUUACUAACUCAGCUGCAUUCACAUGUCUUAUUCCUGAGAAGGAUAUCAAACUCCAUUCAAGAAUUGGAGUUGGUUCGUUUGGCAUAGUACGGCGUGGUGACUGGACUGUGCCGACGGGCGAAACUAUUCCUGUGGCUGUGAAAUUAUUAAAACCAGAAGCAAUGAAAAGCGAUUUAUUCACAGGAUUCUUGUAUGAAAUUCGUGCGAUGCAAUGUCUUUCACAUCCUAGUUUAAUUCGUCUUUAUGGAAUUGUACUAUCUAAUCCAAUUAUGAUGGUAACUGAAUUAGCACCAUUAGGCAGUUUAUUAUUACAUUUAAGAGCUCAAUCUAUAUGUGCCAAUAAUAAUAAUUCUUAUAAUAAAACAAAUGAAGUAAGAGCACAUUUCCCAUCUGUACCUCGUGCUCUUCAAAUUGAUUCAUUAUGGGAUAUGGCUAUUCAAAUUGUUCAUGGUAUGGCUUAUUUAACAUCUCAAGGACUAGUUCAUCGCGAUUUAGCAGCUAGAAAUAUUUUACUUUCAUCAAUUUCAAAAAAUGAAUAUCCUCAAAUUAAAAUAGCUGAUUUUGGUUUAGUUCGAUCAUUAGAAUCAUGUACAGUAAAUAAGAAAAUAUUAAAUGAAAAUGAAUCAAAUGAAGCAAUUUAUACUGGAUGUUCAGAACAGAAAAUUCCAUUUGCCUGGUCCGCUCCAGAAUCUUUGCAUAAACGAACCUUUUCUGAAGCAAGUGAUAUUUGGAGUCUAGGUGUUACAUUCUGGGAAAUGUGGACCGGUGGUGCAGAUCCUUGGUCGGGUCUUACUCCUGUGCGUUUGUUAGAGCUCUUAGAUUCUGGUCGUAGGUUGGCAUGGCCCCGAUUUACCUGUCCACGUCGUUUAUACCAGAUAAUGUUAGCUUGUUGGAGAGCUGAACCGUAUCGUCGACCGACCUUUUCCUACCUCGCCGAAAGAUUAGAUCAGAUUCGUCCAACUAUCGUCAUGGCAACUCAAAAUCUUGAUGAAGCUGAUCGUUUAGGCUUAGAAGCAGGUGAUAUUGUUAUUAUUAUUGACGGAAAACCCCGUGAAUUUUGGUGGCGUGGUCAAAAUAGACGGACUGGUGAAAUAGGCUCAUUUCCACAUGGUAUUGUUCAACUUUGUAAAAACACCACACAGACAUUUGAUGAUAUAAAUCAAUCAUCGCGUCGUGAUUCUUUGUCACAUAAUGAACAUAUUAAUAAAAAUCAAACCGAAUCGAGUUUAUUACAGUACAACAUAUCGCAUACUUAUUGUGACCGGUCUCCUACUCCUAUUGAUGAAAAAUGUAAUGAAAUAAAAACUAAAAACUUAUUCAAUUGUUCAAAUCACAAUCUCUUACCAUUUGAUGAUAAUUCGCUAUUGAUUGGAACUUCUACAUUUAAUGAUGUAGAAAAUGAAUCAGUAUGCCGUACUAUGGAUUCGUAUUCUUCGUCUUAUGGAUGUCUGUUCACUAACUUAUCACUUUCAGAUGCACCAGGUUUGGAUAAAUAUGACGAUGAUGAUGAUAAUAAUAAUAAUGAAGGAGAGGAAGAUGAGCGAAGAAUUCUUGAUAAAACACCUAAUUCAACUGUAGGAUUAAAUGCUUAUAAUGUGGAAUUACGAAAAUGUCCCAAAUCUGAGUUAAUAAACAGUCAUAGAAAGUCAGUUGCCAACUAUGUUGCAAAUGGCUACAAUGACUAUGAAGUUUGUAUUUAUAAUCCCAUAACAAUGUUGCCACCACCUCCUGGACCGGAAGAAAACGAGACUGUCAUCUUUGCAGAUGACGUUAACAACAAAAAGUCUUCUGAUGCUUCUGUACAAUCUACAAAAUUUAAGGAUAGUGUUAAACAUUUAUCUGAUAAAGAUAAUAAUCCUAAUAAAUCUGACAUUAGUACAAUGAGUAAUAGUCAUCAAGUUGAAAAACACAAUAUAUCAUCAAUGUCUGAAAGUAUAACUCCUUCGAAAAAACAUUCAUUUUCGCUUGACAAUUUAUUAGAUGAAGUUUCUUCUAUCAGUGCCAAAGAUUUUGAUUGCCAACCAUCAGCCCCACCUUUAAUUGAUCUUUACAGUCCUGUACCAGAUCCGUCAGCAUUUAUCCCCAGAUAUCGUAUUACGGUUCCUACCGCCCCAAUUUACAUUCCAUCGAUCAUUAAGCCUACUCCUUAUUCUUUUGUAUUUAUACCUAGAACUGUAUCCCCGUCUACAAUCAAUUAUUCAUCAAAUCCAUUUUUACAAAUGAAUUAUAAUGUUUCUUCACAGCUCAAUUAUAACACUCAAAAUCGAUAUUGUUAUGAUCCUUUUCAUCCUCAAGUUAACAUGCAAAGAUCAUACUGUACAUCUUUCCCUUUUCCUUCUUCUUUGAAUUUCAGUGUUGAUCAAUCAGCAAAACAAACAAAUUCAUUUAAUUUUUCUGAUAAUCCUUUUGAUUUUAAUAAGUCAAAUAUUAAACAACAUUCCCAGUGCGCCGAUAAGAUUGAUACCACUGUUAAUAAUCUAAACCAUAAAACCGAAUUAGACGUUUUAGAUAUGGUGUUCGAUAACAACAAUAAUAAUAAUAAUUAUGAUAAUAAUAAUAUCUCACAUCAAACACCAACUGUUAGUAGUCCAGUAUUUUCAACUAAACAAAAUGUUGAUCAUUGCACUACUAGAUUAGAAAAUGAAUUACUUGUUAGAUCAUGUCUUCUUACUAACUCAUCAGAAGCUCUGAAUUCAAAUUCUAACUUUUUAAAUCCGACAAAUGAUAAAUUCACUAAUUCUGUUACGGUUUCUCUCUCAGAAAAUAAUAUUACUUCAGGUGUAAAUCCUCAGCAUCAAGUGAAUGAAAAACUAAACGACGUUUUUGAGUCUUCAGAUAAUUUUAAUGAUGAAAUUUCACUUGUUCGUUCUCAUGUUCCUGGAUGCACUUUAUCUGAAGCUCAUUGGGCGUUAUUACAUGUAAUGAAUCCAUUUUCUCCACUUAUAUCUCAAUUAGUUGUACCUCCAAUUCCAUGCACUGCACCUAUAGAAACUUGGCGGACCAAACUAGAUAGAACUAGUGCUUGGCGUGUACAAUUAGCCAUUCGCCUUUUAUCUGUUUGUCGUCUUUAUCAAUUAGGUCUAAUCAAUUGGGAUUCAUGUUGUCAAAUUAUUAGUGCAUUCAAUUGGAAAUUGGAACCUGCAGCUGAUUGGAUUCUUGAUCAUAUGACCCCUAAUUGUUUUAUUUAA